AUGCUAAGUUCCCAGGGACUGAAGUUAUUCGAGUUGCUGGACAGUGCUGUCAAACCACUGAACUUUGAACGUAAAGAUGUCUGGAACAUUAAAUGGGAUGCUGAAAAGGACGACACAUUGGCAGUGAUGGAGAAAACACGCAUGUACGUGAUAAGGAACACGGAAGCUGAGGAACCCAUUGUUAACUCGGGCUACAUUUGUUCGUUUAAAAAUCUGGUCGUACGCACGGUUCUUCUGGAUGAAAUUAUGAAAAAUCCUGAAACCCCUCAGACAUCGUUUAUCAUUGAUGUAGAAAUCAAGUCACUUCGCGAUGCGAAAAAUUUACUCGAAAAAAUGAAAAUCCAAGAAGCAACAGCUUUUAUUGAAAAAAAUAAUCAUCCGAAGCUAUGGGCACUGCUUGCUGAGGUGGCCCUUAAUCGUCUGGACACGGCCGUUGCCGAGCACGCCUACGUGAUGUUGAAGGAUUACGCAGGCAUACAACUUAUCAAAAGAAUCAAUGCUUUACAAGUACAUCAAUUUUAA
This is a messenger RNA of Gongylonema pulchrum, 522 nucleotides long. Lineage: Eukaryota; Metazoa; Nematoda; Chromadorea; Rhabditida; Gongylonematidae. The record is from the annotation of a GenBank genome assembly.